This is a messenger RNA of Peromyscus eremicus (cactus mouse), 1129 nucleotides long. RefSeq names its product binder of sperm protein homolog 2-like. The record is from RefSeq and is a predicted model, not a curated record. The coding region runs from base 53 to 436 and encodes 127 amino acids. NCBI's taxonomy places the organism in Eukaryota, Metazoa, Chordata, Mammalia, Rodentia, Cricetidae. The transcript is spliced from 5 exons. Gene Ontology annotation, cellular component: cell surface. Gene Ontology annotation, molecular function: heparin binding.
GUUGGAGGCAAGGUUUGCUCCUGGGUGUGCCAUCUGCAGGCAACUGGAGGUGAUGAGACAUCUUGUGGGCUGGGUGUUGCUAGCUGUCUGUAUGUAUGGACUGAAUGCAGACUUGACUCCCUAUUUUCGGCCCCCAAUGGAAGAAUUUCCUGUGCCAAACUGUACCUUUCCGUUCAUCUAUAACGAGGUAAUCUACCACAGCUGCAUCUCUGUCCACAGUGACUAUGAUUGGUGUUCCCUUGAUUAUUAUUUCCAAGGAAGGUGGAGAUACUGCAAAGCAUUUGAUCCUCCAAUGUGUAUCUUUCCUUUCCAAUUUGGAAAAAAGUACAUUUAUGAAUGCACCAAGGAAGGCUACAUUUUGAAUCGGAGUUGGUGUUCAUUGACUGACAAUUACAACAAAGAUAAAAAAUGGAAGCAAUGUUCUCCUUACAAGUAAGAUGAUGGGAGAGGUGGGUCAAUGUCCUAUUAGCUGUGAAAGGAGCAAAGCAUUAGGCUGGUGGGUGAGAAGUCUGAUGACUUAGUCAGGGGGCAGCAGACAUUUCCUGUGAAGUGUCUCCUGUUGACUACAGUGGGCUUAUGUGGUGCUGGUCAAAAACACUCAGCUUGGCUUGGUAGCACAAACACAGUCACAAAAGGACAAGUGUACUGGGUCAUUGGCAAAUCUGACAUGCUGGUGUCCAUUUACAUGUUUUUCUAAUGAUUAUAAAUCACAUGUGUCGCUUUUGUUGUUGCUGUGACAAAUCACCCAAGGAAAGAAAACUCAAUGAAGGAGGGAAGGGUAUCUUUGGGCUACUGUGGUUUGAGGGAACAUAGUCCAUUAUGGUAUGGAUGGAAGGUGCGGUGGUGAGAACAUGAGUCAGCUGAUCACAUUGUGUCUGCAUUCAGGAGAGACAGAGAGGUGGACAGACAGAGAGACAGAUAGAGGCUUGUACUCAGUUGGAUGACUCCUUUUUUCCUGUUAUAGUGACUAAGGCUUCAGUUCAAGAGCUGUUGUUGCCCACAUUCAGUUUUUAGGUAAACGUGUGUUUUUGAAGAGACAGAAGUUACAGAUCCAUCAGAUGUCUCUCUAGAUACAAUUCUUCUUUUAUUGUUAUGGAGCAUUCUGAUAAUAAAUGUCUGUUUUCUUGUC